GACUCACUCACACACACACUCUCUCGUGAUGUUAAUGCGGUGUGUGUGUGUGUUCAGACGGUGACUCCGGCUCCAGGAGAACACCCGCUGCAGUAUAACUACACCUUCUGGUACUCGCGCCGCACGCCCAGCAGACCCGCCAACACUCAGAGCUACGAGCAGAACAUCCGGCAGAUGGGCAGCGUGGCGUCGGUGGAGCAGUUCUGGAAGUUCUACAGUCAUCUGGUGCGGCCCGGAGACCUGACGGGACACAGCGACUUCCACCUGUUCAAGGAGGGAAUCAAGCCCAUGUGGGAGGACGAGGCCAAUAAGAACGGGGGGAAGUGGAUCAUCCGGCUCAGGAAGGGUCUGGCGUCCCGGUUCUGGGAGAACAUCAUCCUGGCGAUGCUGGGAGAGCAGUUCAUGGUGGGAGAGGAGAUCUGCGGCGUCGUCGUGUCCAUACGCUUCCAGGAGGACAUUCUGUCCAUCUGGAAUAAAACGGCCCAUGAUCAGGUGACCACGUCACGGAUACGAGACACACUGCGACGCGUGCUGAACCUCCCGCCCAACACCAUCAUGGAGUACAAGACACACAACGACAGUCUGAAGGAUAAUUCCAGCUUCCGGAAUACGAAGAUCACUUUGUGAAAACCUGGAAAUAAUUUUCAUAUGGACAUUCCUUUUUACACCACGAGCCAGCGACGCAGAAUGAACGCUCUGUGUGUGUGUGUGUGUGUGUGAUGAUAAUAUUGUCCUGAAUUAUUCCACCGGUUUGAUUGAGUCUGCUUUAUUCCUGUCACGUGUUUCAUCAGAUUCAGUGUUUUUGAA
Molecule: messenger RNA, 807 nt
Organism: Rhinichthys klamathensis goyatoka
Lineage: Eukaryota; Metazoa; Chordata; Actinopteri; Cypriniformes; Leuciscidae
Gene: eif4e2rs1
Product: eukaryotic translation initiation factor 4E family member 2 related sequence 1
Exons: 5
Biological process (GO): translational initiation
Cellular component (GO): cytoplasm; eukaryotic translation initiation factor 4F complex
Molecular function (GO): translation initiation factor activity; RNA 7-methylguanosine cap binding
Source: RefSeq, a predicted model, not a curated record